Messenger RNA from Lactuca sativa (garden lettuce), 702 nucleotides. NCBI's taxonomy places the organism in Eukaryota, Viridiplantae, Streptophyta, Magnoliopsida, Asterales, Asteraceae. The record is from RefSeq and is a predicted model, not a curated record.
AUGCAUCUUAAAUCCAUGGGAAUCUCAAAUGCUAUAUACAAAUUUAAUAAUUGUUUAGCACAAUAUAAGGAGAAAGCACAAGUUUUCCUUCAUAAACAUAUUGAUGAAAUGUUGAGAUUUAAAUAUCUUGAUGAUACGGAUCCAAAUAUUCUCUGGAAUCUUUUGAAAGAAAGAUUUGAUCAUCAGAAGGAAGUUAUACUUCCAAAUGCUAGAGAUGAAUGGAGAACAUUGAGGUUUCAAGACUUCAAAAAGUAUUAUGGAGAUGAAUUUACUGAUGAAGAUAUGUUGGAGAAAACUUACUCCAUGUUUCAUGCAACAAACAUUGCCUUGAUGCAACAAUAUCAAUUGCAAAAGUUCACAAGAUAUUCUGAACCGAAUGCGUGUCUGCUUGUUGUAGAGCAAAAAAAUGAGCUCUUGAUGAGAAAUCAUGAAUCUCGUCCAACAGGAUCAGUAGCACUUCCUGAAGCAAAUGCUACUCAUCGAAACAAUACACAUGCACGAGGGUGUGGUCGUGGUCGAGGACGAGGUCAUGGAUAUUUUAAUCGAAACCAAAGCCAAAAUCAAAACCAUAAUUCUUUUCAUAGACAAAUUGAUAAUCGUGGUCGUGGCCAGAAAAUGAAUAAUUACCAUUCUUCACAAAGAAACAAUGUCCAUACACAAGACAAUGCCAAAGUGGCAAGGAAUGAUACUGGAUUCCAUUAA